AUGGACGUCAAAUCCAUAAAGAACCAAAUCCUCUUCUGCACCCUGUUUGUUUUGCUUCUUCUCUUCUACUAUGGUUGGACGCGAGGAGCAGAAUUCCCUUCUUUCAAUUAUUCAAGCAGCACUAACGUGACCAUCCUAAUCUGGUACUGGCCUUUCGGGGGUACGCUCUCCCUAACAGGGGAUGUGUGCUGGGACCUCUACAAAAUACCAAGCUGUAGACUGGUGGACCAGCAUUCCUCGUUCCCCUCAGCUGAUGUGGUGGUGUUCCACAACAGAGAACUGAUACAGGGAAGUCAGAAACUGCCCACCGACCUCCAACGACCACAUGGCCAGAGGUGGGCCUGGAUGUCCCUGGAGUCUCCUGCUCAUAACGGAAACUUGCAGAAGUUUGCAAACAUCUUCAACAUGACCAUAUCCUACAGGAGGGAUGCUGAUGUGACCACACCUUAUGGGCAGCUUCUACCUGCGGAGCCCGAAGGUAACCUGGAGGACAGCCACAUGAAUAAGACCUCUCUGGUCUGUUGGGUGGUCAGCAACUAUAUGAACCACCACAAACGGACCCAAGUGUACAACGAGCUGAAAGCCAUAGUUCCUGUGGAUGUUUAUGGGCGUUGGAGUCAAAAGCCGCUCUCCUCUGACGAUCUCUUACCAACAAUCUCUCGUUGCUACUUUUAUUUGGCGUUUGAGAACUCAGUGGCAAAGGAUUAUAUUACAGAGAAGCUGUGGAAGAAUGCUUACCAAGGAGGUGCUGUGCCUGUUGUACUGGGGCCCUCGAUAAGUGACUACAACGCUGUGGCUCCAAAUCAUUCUUUUAUCCAUGUCGAUGAAUUUGCAUCAGUUCAAAAGCUGGGAGAGUACCUUCAAAGACUUGCAGAGGACAGGAAGCAAUACGAGGAAUAUUUUAACUGGAAAAAACACUGGAAAGUGAAGGUUCAUGGAGACUGGAGGGAAUCAAUGUGCAAGAUCUGUUUACAGUACAACAAAUUACCUCAGUACAAGGUUUAUUCUGAUCUAGAGGCCUGGGACAAGAAUGCUUAAUCUCAGCCAUGAUUAUUUGUGUUUAUUCGUUUUGCUGGUUACUUGAGACAUGACCAUAUUUAUAUCAUAACCUCGUUUCUGUUCAGUCCGUGAAGUUUUCCAUAUUUACUAUGAAUACAGUACAUCGAUGUCGGUAUUCAGAUCAGAAUCACCAUUUUGAAAAAAGGGGAGCAACUGUAGCCUGUGAAAGCGAGUGACUAAGCAGCAUCAUAUUGACGUUUACAUGAGCAUAUGUGAGAGUGAAGUAGAAAGUUGAGCAAAUCCACCAUGUUUAAGACGUGCACUGUGUUAGCUCUGCUAGUUUUUAUUUAUAGUCAAAAAA
This is a messenger RNA of Fundulus heteroclitus (mummichog), 1360 nucleotides long. RefSeq names its product alpha-(1,3)-fucosyltransferase 7-like. NCBI's taxonomy places the organism in Eukaryota, Metazoa, Chordata, Actinopteri, Cyprinodontiformes, Fundulidae. Gene Ontology annotation, cellular component: membrane. Bases 1 to 1038 code for a protein of 345 amino acids. The record is from RefSeq and is a predicted model, not a curated record. Gene Ontology annotation, molecular function: alpha-(1->3)-fucosyltransferase activity. The transcript has a single exon.